This is a messenger RNA of Panicum virgatum (switchgrass), 2773 nucleotides long. RefSeq lists its product as uncharacterized. The transcript is spliced from 5 exons. Lineage: Eukaryota; Viridiplantae; Streptophyta; Magnoliopsida; Poales; Poaceae. The record is from RefSeq and is a predicted model, not a curated record. The coding region runs from base 142 to 2640 and encodes 832 amino acids. Gene Ontology annotation, molecular function: protein dimerization activity.
UAGCGCAGGAGGCAAGAGCCCAGGAGGCAGGAGCCCAGGACUAGGACCAAGGCGCCAAGCGCCCAAGCCAUAGGUCCAGGACUCCAGGUUGUAAAGCAGGUUGCCGAAGGUUGCACAUCACCCAACUAAGAGCAACAAAAAAUGGCAACUCCAGCUACCUCUAUCAACCCUGCAUAUGAUCCCAAGACUGAUCCAGGCAGGAAGCCCAAAAAGUCUAAGGACCCAGGCUGGAAGUAUGGAUAUUGGGCAGAGCUUGGUAACCGAGAUGAGGUGACAUGUACCCUAUGUGGCACAAUGGUUCAUGGGGGCAUAAAAAGGCUGAAGCAAUAUCUAGCAGGUGGCUUUGGAGAUUCAAAAAUAUGCAGCGAAACUACUACAAAGAUUAGGGUGGAGAUGACAAAUUACUUGGAAAAACACAAGAGGCAAAGGCCAAUGUACCUAGAUGAUGAGGAAGAGCAGGUAGAGGAGAAUGGAGAAGCAGAUGUGGUCGUGGUAGAGGCAAGUGCACCUGUGAAUGAAGUUGAAUCCCAGGCCUCUAAGGUGAUGCCAAGUUCAGGGACAGCAGCAAAGAAAAGGCGUGCAACCUAUUCAUUCAAGGCUGUAGCAGUGAGCAAAGGCAAGGAAAAGCCAAAGGGAAACAAGACAAUUCUUGAGAUGUUAAGAAAAACACCUGAAGAAAUAGUCGAUGAAAGGCGUAAAGGGUCUUACCAGCCCCCAAUUCAGUCCAGCACUAAGACCAAGGAGCAACAUCAUUAUGUGGAUAUGCAAUGGGCCCUGUGGUUCUAUGAGUGUGGCAUACCAUUCAAUGCAGCAGCAUCAAGACAAUUUCAGGUGGCAGUUGAGGCAACAGCACAGUUUGGUUCAGGGUACAAGCCUCCUUCUCCAUAUCAGUUUGGGGAACCGUUGCUUAAAGAUGCAGUGAAGUUGACAAGUACCAUGAGGGAGGACCAUGAGAGAGCAUGGAAGCAUUUUGGUUGCACUCUCAUGUCAGAUGGAUGGACUGAUAAGAGGGGACGACAUUUGAUUAACUUCCUUGUCAAUAGCCCAGAGGGGACUUUCUUCUUAGAGUCUGUCGAUGCAUCAAGUGAGGUCCACGAUGCAUAUAUGCUUGCUGAUUUGUUGGAGAAAAGAAUUGAGGAGAUUGGAAAGGAAAAGGUCGUUCAAGUUAUCACUGAUAAUGGAGCUAACUACAAGGCAGCGGGUAAGCAUCUAAUGGAGAGAAUUCCUUCACUGUUUUGGAGCCCAUGUGCUGCACAUUGUCUGGAUCUUAUGCUAGAAGAUAUAGGAGGGUUGAAGGAAUUUAAGAAGCCCAUAGCACGUGCAAGGCGUGUAACAACUUUCAUCUAUAGACAUGGGAGAAUCCUUAGUGCAAUGAGAGAAAAGACAGGUGGGUCUGAUCUUGUGAGACCUGCAGCCACAAGGUUUGCCACAGCUUUCCUCACUUUGAAAAGUUUGCACAAGCAUAGAGAUUCUUUGAAAUCUCUUUUUGUCAGUGAAGCAUGGACUGGGAAUAAAUUGGCAAAAACUAAAGCUGGUGAGGAUGCGCAUGACAUUGUGCUCUCUACUGAGUUUUGGAACAAGGUUGAGGACUGCCUUAGAGCUUCAGCCCCUCUUCUCAUUGUUCUUAGGGUGGUUGAUGGUGAUGAGAAGCCUGCCAUGCCAGAGGUUGCAGCAUUAAUGAAUCAAGCAAAAGAGAGGAUCAAGCAAAGCUUUGCUAUCCCAACUAAGAAAACAUUGCUCAAGAAAAUCAUAGAUAUUAUUGAGAAGCGUUGGGUGAAGCAAAUGGACCAUCCUUUGUAUGGGGCUGCAUUGUAUUUGAACCCAAGAAAAUUACAUCCCCUCAUAAGAGAUGAUGAUGAUGCCACUGUUGGGCAGCUAAGAGGUUGCUUCCUUGAAGUUCUUGGAAGAAUGGUGGAAGAUAGAGAUACCCAAGACAAGAUUGAUGCUCAGUCUUUGGACUAUGAAGCCCUUAGAGGAGAAUCAUUCUCAAAUAUAAGAGCUAAGCAAAACCUUGAGAAAAUGAGUCCUCUUGAUUGGUGGGCCUCAUAUGGUGGCCGUGCUAUUGAGCUUCAAAGGUUUGCUAGGCGCAUUGUUAGCCUAUGUGCUUCAUCAUACGGCUGUGAGAGAAACUGGAGCACGUUCGAGUUUAUCCACACCAAAAAAAGAAAUAGGUUACUGCAUAAGAGGUUGAAUGAUAUUGUCUACAUUUCCUACAUUCGAAAGAUGAAGACUAGGUUUCAAAUAAGGCGGGAGAAGAAAGGGAAAAGCUUUGACCCUUUAGUCAUUGAAGAGUUCGAUUGGGAUAAUGAGUGGGCUGACUCGUCGCAUGUACACCCUCAAGGUGCACGUGGGUGUGAUGAAAAUGACCUCACAUGGGCUGCUGUUGAUGAAGCUCUUGAUGCAUCAAACUCGCUUCGAGGACACAAUCUCCCAAGGAAUGCAAGCAGUAGGUGUGCAACAAAUUCAAACCCAAGGUUGGAUGAAGAUGAAUCAAGUUUAGGCAAUGAAGAGGAAGAAGAUGAAGACCCACAUGAUGAUGCUUAUGUGACAGAUUCUGAGGAUGCUCCUCCCGAUGGUGGAGAAAGCAUGGAAGGAUUGCAAGCUGCAAAUAACCAUGAUGAGUUUGAUGAUGGAUAUUGAGUUGGGGUUGUCUUUUGAGCUGGGGUUGGCUUUUGAGAGAUGUUACUUAUGCUGUAUUUUUAUGGACUGAUGUAUCUAAGUUAUGCUACUUAUGCUACAAAUUAUCCCACUAGUAUCUAAGUUUAUGGACUGA